This is a messenger RNA of Naegleria gruberi, 345 nucleotides long. RefSeq lists its product as uncharacterized. The record is from RefSeq and is a predicted model, not a curated record. The coding region runs from base 1 to 345 and encodes 114 amino acids. NCBI's taxonomy places the organism in Eukaryota, Heterolobosea, Eutetramitea, Acrasida, Naegleriidae. The transcript has 2 exons.
AUGAAAAGAUUCGUUUCAAUCUUAUUGAUUGCAUUGACUUUGGCAAUUCUUGCACUUUCCUUCACUUCUGGAGUUUCUGCUGAAGAAUCAACAACUGCUGCCUCAACUCUUUCCUUAUUCAAACUCAACAAGAAGCUCAACAAGUACAUUGACACCUAUGGAAGAAAGAGAAGAGGAUUGAAGAAAUUUGGAAAGAAGAGAAUUAUUAGAAAGAAGAUUGAUGUUUACGGAAAGAAGAGAAGAUUGAAUAAGAAGAGAAGAAUUGACACUUAUAGAAAGAAGAACAGAAAGAAUAGAAGAGGUGGAAAGAAGUAUAAGAAAGUUGACCUCUACAAGCGUAAAUAA